This is a messenger RNA of Drosophila biarmipes, 680 nucleotides long. RefSeq lists its product as uncharacterized. NCBI's taxonomy places the organism in Eukaryota, Metazoa, Arthropoda, Insecta, Diptera, Drosophilidae. The coding region runs from base 89 to 328 and encodes 79 amino acids. The transcript has a single exon. The record is from RefSeq and is a predicted model, not a curated record.
UUGCAUUUUUAGGAGGAGGUACCCAACUCUACAAUAUUUUUUAAGGAACCUAGUAUAUGGUUUCAUUUCGAAGUAGUUCCUUAGACCCAUGACCCUAGCGGUUCUGCUCUUCCUGCUGACCCUGCCAAUGGGUAGGAAUGAAGGAGGGGAGUGUACUACUGGACUUGUUGUGGCACCCCAGCAGUGCCACCUGCAGGAGGAGAUCCUUAGGAGCCACCACCCCAUCCCGCUGCAAAGUGUCACCGCCAAGAGGCUGCAACUGCCCUGGUGGUGCGCCCUCCUGGAGAGCCUCUUCCUGCUGCUGCUGGUGAAGCUGCUCCAGUUGUAGAGCCACCAACUUUCCGUAAUUGCCGCUGAUGUAAGCCCACAAUGGAGGCGACAAGUGUCACACAUGCUGCUCGUAAAUCGAAUCGGAAACUGUUUUUUCCCGCUGCUCUUGCCACACAUGAUAAUUUGUGGAGGUCUGGCUUAGGUGCUUCUAAUUAAAUUGUUCAAAAUGUUGCCAGCGCGCUUUUGGGCCUGGCGCUGGAAAAUCGCUGACAAAUGUUUCCGUCAAAACACAGAAAAGUUUUCAUUUUGUUUUGUCAAAGUCCAGGCCACAGGUGGAAGGGCACAGUGGUGUAGGGUCUAUAGAAAUGUCUGUGAAAAAUAUAGCUAAAUAUUUUGAACUAAAAAUUAAA